AUGGCCGGGUCUUUAGUUUCUUCCAUCAUUUUGUUUCUUCUCUUUAUCAUUCUCUUACUUUUCGUAGAUGGAAACGUUUUUGCUGCCCGAAUGGAACAUCGCAAACUCGGUGGGGAAAAAGAAAAAAUGACCAUAAGGAGGAACUUGGAGGGUGGGCAACAAGGCUCAAAAAUUGGAGCUCACGGAAGCACGUCGCACCCAGACGGCGGGAAAACUGCUAACGUGCCGGAGCAACGCAAACCUAAUCAAGCGACGGCGCAAAGACACUCUCUUCGAUACUCAGAUAUCAAACGCAAUCCAACCCUAGGAUAUCCGACUAUUCACCCUAAAUGCACUAUGUACACUCGAUGUAAGAGGGGGAAUUAAUUAGAUGAUCUGGCUAUAACUUUGGAUACAAAGUCGGCAUGCAUAUGUUGUUAGCGGGUUUUCUUGUUAUGUGGUUGGUUCUUCAGUCUUUAUGCUAAUGUGUAUGACUGGGAUCGAUCGGAGUAUGCAACUUGGGAAGCUAGAUCCUUAUAGUUUUAUCAUAUAUCUCUUGUAAUUUUUAUUAGUUCAACGUAAACUAUUUAACAGUCAAACUAUCAGACACCAAUUUUUUAUUAAUUAUUUUUAAUACA
Molecule: messenger RNA, 617 nt
Organism: Capsella rubella
Lineage: Eukaryota; Viridiplantae; Streptophyta; Magnoliopsida; Brassicales; Brassicaceae
Exons: 3
Coding region: 1-366 (121 amino acids)
Source: RefSeq, a predicted model, not a curated record